Messenger RNA from Megalops cyprinoides (Indo-Pacific tarpon), 1459 nucleotides. It is a transcript of the gene lmx1al, whose product is annotated as LIM homeobox transcription factor 1, alpha-like. Gene Ontology annotation, molecular function: DNA-binding transcription factor activity, RNA polymerase II-specific; RNA polymerase II transcription regulatory region sequence-specific DNA binding. Lineage: Eukaryota; Metazoa; Chordata; Actinopteri; Elopiformes; Megalopidae. The record is from RefSeq and is a predicted model, not a curated record. Gene Ontology annotation, biological process: regulation of transcription by RNA polymerase II; neuron differentiation. Gene Ontology annotation, cellular component: nucleus.
GAAAGGCAGACAACAGCCAUACUCCAGGGUGGAUGCUGGAAUGUAGUCAGCAGAGCAAACAACCGACGUCCCUGGCACGGGCAGUACACGUUUGACUAUACGAAUUCACCGAAUUUGAAUGUUACCGACGGAAAUCACGGGAGAGGUGUCCUUCACAAGCGAGCGCUCAGGUGGAAGGCAGCACGCAAUGAAGACGGAGGAGACGCAGGCCUGCCUGCAGCAGGCCCCCUCAGCCACGCCCUUCGGCUCGGAGCACGGCGCGGCCGGGGGCGAGGUGUGCGCGGGGUGCGAGUCCCCCAUUGCUGACCGCUUCCUGCUGCGCGUCAACGAGCGCUCGUGGCACGAGACCUGCGUCAAGUGUGCUGUGUGCAUGAGCACGCUGAGCGGGACCUGCUACUGCCGGGACCGCCUGCUCUACUGCAAGCACGACUACGAGAAGCUGUUUGUGCGGAAGUGCAGCGCGUGCCUGCAGGUGAUUGGUCGCUCGGAGCUGAUCAUGCGGGUGCUGGGACAGGUGUAUCACCUGGACUGCUUCAGCUGCUGCGAGUGCGAGCGGCGGCUGCAGCGCGGCGACCAGUUCGUCCUGAAGGAGGGCCAGCUGCUCUGCCGCAGCGACUACGAGAAGGAGCGGGAGAUGCUGUCCGCCAUCAGCCCCGCCCCCACCGAGUCAGUGAAGAGUGAGGAUGAGGAUGGUGGGGGCAGCUCGGCGGGGAAGGGCGGAGACGAGGGGAAGGAGCACAAACGUUCCAAACGCCCACGCACCAUCCUCACCACCCAGCAACGCCGAGCCUUCAAGGCUUCCUUCGAGGUGUCCUCCAAACCCUGCCGCAAAGUGCGGGAGACCCUGGCAGCAGAGACAGGGCUGACGGUGCGUGUGGUGCAGGUGUGGUUCCAGAACCAGAGAGCCAAGAUGAAGAAGAUUGCGCGGCGGCAGCAGCAGCAGCAGCAGCAGGAGCAGGAGCAGAUGGGUGGUAGCAGGCGGGGAGCGAGUCGCGGGGGGCGGCAGAGCAACGACGACAGUGAGGAUGGAUCCAGUGGUCAUGCACUAGAAGGCUUGAUGGCUUACCCCUCGUUGCCACGGCAGCAGCUUUUGGCCUUGGACCCAAACAUCUACGGGGGAGAGCCGUUCCGUCACGGACUCACCCCCCCCCAGCUGGGCCCAGAGCAGAUUCACUCCUAUGAUUCAGAGACAGUGUUCCAUGAUCUGGACAGUGAUGGAAGCCUCAGUCACCUUGGUGACUGUCUCCUGGCAACGGCAGAAGGGGGGCUCCUGACAGGGAGGGUGGGAAACCCCAUCGACCGCCUCUACUCCAUGCAGAACUCCUACUUCACCUCCUGACCCCUUAACCUCCGAUCCCCGACCCCAUCCUGUGCGCCCGUCCCAGGUGUGGCUGAGGCCAGCUUUCCUGGUGGCACACUGUCCCACACUGUCCGGGCCUGCAGAGACACCUCCCCCAAA